AGGGCGGUGCCAUCAGAAGGUGGCAAUAAAGAGCCGAGAUAGGAGACGGACAGCGGAACCAAAGAGACGAGGAGACAGAAUGGGCGGGCGAUAUGGAAAGCGGGGUCAAAGAAGACGGGAGCGGGUUUAGUAACGGGAGUGGGCUAAAGAGGCUCUGUAAAGACGGCGGGAGACUGAGCCGGCUGCGUGCCCUGUCUCCGGAUCCCAACGGAAUUUGGAAAUCCUGAGGCCGCUCUUAAACUAGCGUUCAGGAGCGAACGAAGACAGCCACUGCUCUGGGAAGCUUCUCGCUCGCCCCAGCCCCACCCCGGGGUCCCGGAAGCGGAAGUAACGGACACGGAAGUGGCCUACUGUUGCCGAGGGGACGGGCCAGGCAGAUGCCAACAUGGCAGCGGUGGGGUCCGGCGGUUCCCCCGCGGCGGCCGGGCCAAGGGCUGUCUCCGCAGGGGCGUUGGAGCCUGGGACCGCGACUGCGGCUCACCGGCGCCUCAAAUACAUAUCCUUAGCUGUGCUGGUGGUCCAGAAUGCCUCCCUCAUCCUCAGCAUCCGCUAUGCCCGCACAUUGCCUGGGGACCGCUUCUUUGCCACCACUGCUGUGGUCAUGGCUGAAGUGCUCAAAGGUCUCACUUGCCUGCUGCUGCUCUUCGCACAGAAGAGGGGUAACGUGAAGCACCUGGUUCUUUUCCUCCACGAGGCUGUCCUGGUGCAGUAUGUGGAUACACUCAAGCUCGCAGUGCCCUCUCUCAUCUACACCUUGCAGAAUAACCUCCAGUAUGUUGCCAUCUCCAACCUGCCAGCUGCCACUUUCCAGGUGACGUACCAGCUGAAGAUCCUGACCACGGCACUGUUCUCCGUGCUUAUGCUGAACCGCAGCCUUUCCCGGCUGCAGUGGGCCUCCCUGCUGCUCCUCUUCACCGGAGUCGCCAUUGUCCAGGCACAGCAAGCUGGCGGUGGGGGCCCGCGGCCACUGGAUCAGAACCCUGGGGCGGGCCUAGCAGCUGUCGUGGCGUCCUGUCUGUCCUCGGGCUUUGCAGGUGUCUACUUCGAGAAGAUCCUCAAAGGCAGCUCAGGCUCCGUGUGGCUGCGCAACCUGCAGCUGGGCCUCUUCGGCACAGCCCUGGGCCUGGUGGGGCUCUGGUGGGCCGAGGGCACUGCUGUAGCCCACCGCGGCUUCUUUUUCGGGUACACGCCUGCUGUCUGGGGCGUGGUGCUCAACCAGGCCUUCGGCGGGCUACUGGUGGCUGUUGUCGUCAAGUAUGCCGACAACAUCCUCAAGGGCUUUGCCACCUCCUUGUCCAUUGUGCUGUCCACUGUUGCCUCCAUCCGCCUCUUUGGCUUCCACGUGGACCCUUUGUUUGCCCUUGGCGCAGGGCUGGUCAUCGGUGCCGUCUACCUCUACAGCCUGCCCCGAGGUGCAGCCAAAGCCAUAGCUUCCGCGUCUGCCUCCACCUCUGGGCCCUGCACUCACCAGCAGCCUCCGGGGCAGCCGCCGCCACCGCAGGUGUCUUCCCACCGUGGAGACGUCAGCACGGAGCCCUUUCUGCCAAAGUUGCUCACCAAGGUGAAGGGUUCCUAGCCGCUGGGAUUGAAGACGCUGGCCUGGCCUCGCUCUCCCUUCUUGCCCUGGUCCAGCCAGGACCAAACGCUCUGAUCAGUAUUGGGGGGGUAGACACCGAACCCCCUGUCCCCACACCCCCUCUCCCACGCAGGGCUGACAUGACUAAACUCUGGCCCAGACAGGACCCAACCACCCCCAUGCCCCUGCUACCCCUACACUAUUUCUUAGGUGAGUUUUUGUAAAUAAAAUGUGUUUUGCAUCUUG
Molecule: messenger RNA, 1822 nt
Organism: Physeter macrocephalus (sperm whale)
Lineage: Eukaryota; Metazoa; Chordata; Mammalia; Artiodactyla; Physeteridae
Gene: SLC35A2
Product: solute carrier family 35 member A2
Exons: 5
Coding region: 386-1576 (396 amino acids)
Biological process (GO): pyrimidine nucleotide-sugar transmembrane transport
Cellular component (GO): Golgi membrane
Molecular function (GO): UDP-galactose transmembrane transporter activity
Source: RefSeq, a predicted model, not a curated record